AUGUCAUUUCACUUUAUACGAUCAAGCUAUCGAUCAUCAAUCUUUCAACUUGCAAAAAACUCAUCAACACCUUCAAAACAUCUUACAAAACCUUACCAAAGGACUUUUCAUACUCAAAUUAAACCAAGAAAUCAAUUACCCAAAUGGAUUGGAUUAAGUACUAUAAUCCUAAGUAUUGGUUUGAUUUCUUAUACGGUUUUUCCUACGUCGAUUCAUGAAGGCGGAUUUCCAAAAGAAAUUAAAAAGAAUCUUAGGUUUGCUUUACUUGCAGAAAAGAAUGGAGAAUUAAUCCAAUCUAAAAAGUUUUUUAAGUAUGCUUAUGAAUUAGGAAGAUUAGAAGGAAUAGAAUUGAUGAAAUUGAGUGGGAUUGGAAUUAGAUGGGGUUCUAUGUUAGAAAGCUUUGAUGAGAUUCAAGAAGCUAAAGAAGUUUAUUUAUUAGUUUUUAAAGAUUUAGAAGAUCGAAUUAGUAAUGAGAAUGGAAAUGGAAUAGAAGGAUAUCUGAAGAUGAGAAUGGUUUCGGUGGCUCAAAAAUUAGCUCAGAUUUCGAAUGAUAAAAAAUUGAUUGAAAAGUAUUUGACUUGGAGUGUUGAAGAACUUUUAAAGCUUAGUUUACCUGGAAUCGGAUCGAAUCGAUCAAGAGAAAAUGAAAAGAUUGUACUAGGUGAAAUUGAGUUACCUGAAUGGGUUAAAGGGAUCGAAUUAGGAUCUUGUUUAGAAUCACUUGGAGAUUUUUAUGCCCAGAAUGGAGAACCUGAGUAUUCUUUAACACUUUAUCUUCAAGCAUUAAGUAUUUUAUUACCACCAAAACCAAGGAAAAAAGAACCCACAGUUUUAGAAAGAUGUCAUGCAUCAAUUCUCAUGAAUAAUAUCUCACAAUUACAUCUUCAAAGAAAACCCAAGAUGAUUUCACAAUCCAAAGAAUGGUUAAAGAAGGCAUUAGAAUUGAUUCCGAUUGACGAUGAUGAUGAUGAAGUUAAUUUAAAUCAAGAAGAAAGAUUUGAAUGUUUAAAGAAUCGAAUGGUGAUUGAAGAGAAUUUAGGAAGUUUAGAAGAAAUGAUGGGAGAUUUGGUGAAAGCUAAAGAAAGGUUUUUGGUUGGAAAAGAGUUGGCUAAAGAAUUGAAGGUUGGAAGUUGGAUUGAUAGAACUGAUGAGAAUUUAAAACGAAUCGAAUUAAAACAAAUUGGUCAAAAGGAUAUUAAAACGUGA
Molecule: messenger RNA, 1206 nt
Organism: Melampsora larici-populina 98AG31
Lineage: Eukaryota; Fungi; Basidiomycota; Pucciniomycetes; Pucciniales; Melampsoraceae
Exons: 2
Coding region: 1-1206 (401 amino acids)
Molecular function (GO): protein binding
Source: RefSeq, a predicted model, not a curated record